CUUGGGAGUUGUACGGGCGGGCCGCCGCCAGCGGGGCGCUGGUCCCCGUGAACGCCCUGGUGGAGGCCUGGGGCGGCGGCUACGGCGACUGCGCGGAGGCCUACGGGCGGCUGAACGACGAGCUGGAGCAGCACCACGUGAAAGGCCUCCUGGCGCUGGUCCCGGUCCCCUGGACCGGCAUGGUGCCCUCGCCAAGGCAGCUAUCGGAGUUGGUGGCGCAGAUGGGCGUUGGUAGUUCACCUCUGGUCGCCUUGGACUUCAUCUUCCCGCCGUUGCGCAAGGGGGCCGUGCUGACGCUCGCGACGGAGCUGCGGCUCGCGAUGGAGCUCGCCCCGGGCUCCGCAGACCUAAGGGAGAACCACCACCUCGUGGCCAUGAUCUGUUUCAUGGAGCAGUUCCAGCACUACGUGGUCUUCUGCCGUUGCCUCUCAGGCAGCGACGAAUGGCUCUUCUUCAAUGACCUGCCCGGAACAGGCUCCAACAGCGGCUCCUACAGGCUCAGCGGCUGGAGCGGGGUCGCGAACGCCUGCGCCCGCUACGAGGCCUGCCCGAAGAUGCUGCUCUACGAGAACCCCGCCGCCGCGCGGGAGUUCCUGGAGGGCAGCCUCCGCGGGGCGCGGAGCGCGCGCACAGACGAGCCCGCGGGGCCGACGAGCGGCGCGCCUCGAC
Messenger RNA from Prorocentrum cordatum, 669 nucleotides. Lineage: Eukaryota; Dinophyceae; Prorocentrales; Prorocentraceae. The record is from the annotation of a GenBank genome assembly.